Spodoptera exigua (beet armyworm) is the source of this 3564-nucleotide messenger RNA. The record is from the annotation of a GenBank genome assembly. NCBI's taxonomy places the organism in Eukaryota, Metazoa, Arthropoda, Insecta, Lepidoptera, Noctuidae.
CGAGCAUCGAUCGAGCCGCGCUCAGUCCGCCGGGGCGGCCGGCGAGAGCGCGCGUAUCAUGCGCUGUCGCUGAGAUGGCCGGCGCUCGGGCGCUCGUCACCGCCUGCUGCUGCUGGUGGUGGCUGAUGACCGCAGCCGCCACCGAGCUAGACUUGCUGGGCGCGUUGUCGCUGCACAACACGUCGCGCGCUGGCGUCACUGCCGCGCCUGGAAUGCAACCGCAGCGAACUGCAUACACGUUACAAGGAGAAUCUCGUUCCCUGCAAGUGGAGGGCGCAGUGUUCGAGCGCGCCGCUGAGCUGCUGCGACACUCGCCCGAGUUCACAGUCCUCGCCUCGCUCAGGCAAGAGCCAGCCAACUCUGGCACUAUACUCUCCUUCUCACAUGGAUACAACAGGUACCUGGAGGUGCAGUCGAGCGGGCGGCGCGACGAGGUGCGGCUGCACUAUGUGGCCGCGGGUGGCAGUGCACCGCGGGUCGAGACCUUCCCGUUCCGGUUGGCAGAUGGCGCCUGGCACCGGCUGGCGUUGGCCGUGUCAGGCGCGCAGGCCACACUACUCGUGGACUGCCACCCGCUGUAUCGACGCCUCAUCCCGCCGCCUGACCGCAACUUCACACAGCCACAGCUAGCGCUUUGGCUUGGCCAGAGGAACAGCAAACAUUCCUUAUUUAAGGGUACAUUACAAGAAGUAAGACUGGUGAGCGGGCCUCACGGCUACCUGGCACAAUGUCCGGGGCUCGACUCGGAAUGCCCCACAUGUGGGCAAUUCGCUCUGCUGCAAGCUACUGUGCAGGAGCUCACUACACAUAUCCAUGACCUCUCACUCAAGUUGGUUGGCACGGAGGCAAGGUUAGCACGACUCGAGCAAUGUGAUUGUCAGAAGUCGUGCUUCUCCAACGGCACAGUCCACGCUGACGGUGCGACGUGGCAACGAGACUGCAAUCGGUGCUCCUGUGUGCACGGCGAGAUAACGUGCAGGCCAGUCGAGUGCGAUAGAGCUGAGUGCAAGAACCCGGUGCUGCAUCCGGGGGAAUGUUGCCCAACAUGUUUGAGGCAGUGCCUUCUAAAGGGAACAUUAUACGAGCAUGGGGAGCGCUUUGCUCCGAAGGAGUGCGCGGAGUGCGUGUGCCACGAUGGCAACAUGCAGUGCACGCGCGUCGACCCCGAGGUGGCGUGUCCGCCACUACCGUGCGACGUCGCCGACCAGUUCACUGUGCCUGGCGAGUGCUGCAAGUUCUGUCCAGGGGUGGACUACUGCAGCAUGGGGCACUCGUGCGAUGAGAAUGCGACGUGCAUGAACCUCAACACCAAGUACACUUGUAAGUGCAACCAGGGCUUCCAGGGCGACGGACUUUCUUGUCAAGAUGUUGACGAAUGUCAGCGUGCCGGAGGUCUGGACGGCCACCACUGUCACUCCAACACGCGGUGCGUCAACGUGGUCGGGGGCUAUGUGUGCCAGUGCUUGCCUGGGUACACCAGGAGAGACAAAUUCAACUGUGUAGAAGUAGACGAGUGCGCGGGCGAGACUCACGGCUGCCACGCGCACGCUGUGUGCACCAACACGCCCGGGUCAUACACGUGCCAGUGUCGUGAGGGCUACACCGGGGAUGGCUACGAGUGCUCGCCAAUCUGCACGGGAGGGUGCCUUAACGGCGGGGUGUGUGUAUCGCGCGAGAAGUGUGCGUGUGCGCACGGGUUCGGCGGCACGCGGUGCGAGCGCGACGUGGACGAGUGCCGCGCGGCCCCCGCCUGCCCCCACAACGCGCUCUGCGUCAACACGCCCGGCAGCUACUACUGCGUCUGCGCACAGGGGUACACCCGGGACGCUGUAUUGGACACCUGUCAAGACGUAGAUGAGUGUGCGGAAGGGUUCCACACGUGUCACCCGAGCGCGCGCUGCGUCAACACUGACGGGAGCUUCAGAUGUGAAUGUGACUCCGAGGAACAUUGUGAAUUAAGUUGUUCAUGGCAAGGUCGUAUGAUGGCGGAUGGUGCGUCGUGGUCAGAAGCUGGUGGCUGCCGAGCAUGCGCGUGCGCAGCUGGCGUUGCCUCCUGUCGCCUCGCCGCCUGUGCCUGCGAUCUCCUCGACAACCAUACCACUGCAUUGCAGAGCACGUCGCUGCCGAGCCUGGCACCGGCUUCGUGCUGUCCGCACUGCGAGGCUCGCUUCCACUGCCGCCACCAGGAGAUGCACCACGUCACCUUCCGCAGCGGGGAGCGCUGGCUCUACCAGUGCCAGAUCUGCGAGUGUCUACUUGGUGAAGUGGAUUGUUGGGAGCCUGAGUGCGGAGAGUCGGGCGCAGGUUGCUGCGCCCCGGGUGCGGUGGGCCCCGACGGGACGGACGGGGCCGGUGGGCCGCCGCGCCGGCUGGAGCUGGGCGGCUGUGCGCCCCCGCACUGCGCCGCCUGCACGGUGCGUCACACGCUCACCUGAUGCAUCGCACACUCCGACUCUCGGGAGCUUGGCAGGAUACGCUCACAGUCGCAGCGCAUUCCCUCAUGCAUAAUCAAUAUUUCCACAAUAACCUAAUCAUGUCAUUACUAACACUUGACGUUUCUGAAGUAUCUUCCGAAAAUGUCGUCGCAUUUCCUAUUUGGCCCUGAAUGUUGUGUAUCGUAUAACGAGCGACUGUGUGACGGGCGCAUGCCAGGCUCGCGGGGCGGGCGUGGUCGUGCAGAGCUUGAACUAAUCGCUUGGUAAGGCCCGAGGCCGGCGCCGCCAGAGCGCGGUGUCCGAGUGUGAUCGCAUUAUGCUUGUUGCAGGGCGGCCAGUGUGCUACUUUGGUGAGCAAUCUCGCGUGUUGUGUGCAUCGGUAACCAUCCCCACUCUUCUUAUUCAUUCAUACAUCUGCUCUAUUAACACGUGUUUUAGCUUGAGUCCUUGAUUUAAUUACAUGGGUCCUUAAUACAGGCAAUACUUGAAUAUAUUAUACAUACAUAUAGUACAGUCUACAACUUUAUCAAAACUGCUUAUUGCUUGUAUACAGUUUACCGCUGCUGCAAGAUUGGAUAGUCACAGACCUCUGAACAUAGCAGUCGAAACUCGAAAGGCAUCUUUUUGUUUCCUGUUUUUUUGUAUAAAUUAUCUGGUUGAUUAGUAUCAACGUAGUCAUCCGAUUAGUUAUCAUUCUGUAGUUCGUAUCUAUCUUGUACAGUAUUGUUCUACUCGACCACCCUAGCUCACAGCCAGCGCGGUCAAGUAGUACAUGUAUUAAAUUGAGGACAUUCAUUCUAAAAUCAUUUUAUGUUGCAUGUUUUAUCAUUUACUCAUCAAGUACAUUUCGUAAAGUGUUGCUUCUAUAUUUUUGACUCAACUGGAAUGUGUCACGCUGUCAAUGGCCUGACUUUUUAAGUUAUGCAUUCACUAUCUUUGUCUCGACUUUCUGUUGUUUUUCACCUUCCCCCACUAGUUUAGAAGUUAGAUAGAACAAUAAAUAAACUGGUCGAGAGCACUCCCGAUAGAGUGGAGGUAGUGGUAGUGCUGCGAGUAGCGCGGCGGAGUAAUGUGCUGACGAAGUGGUGGUGCUACAGCGCGCGGCGGGCGGUGCUGGCGCUGACGCUGG